UCCCUGUCAUUGCUCCAUGGCUGGCUAUGGACUGCUGCUGAUCACACAGCUGUGGAGGGAUCUGUCCUUUGCUCGGUGACAAUAGGAGGCGACCAAUGGCUGGACUGGGAUGUGUGGUGCUGUAUACUGGGCUUAUACUGGAUGGUGGAGGAGGGAGCUCAGCAUACCCGGUGAUAACCCUGUAAAUGCUGCCUUUCCAAGGACUGCGAUCCCAGUUCUAUGAAGACCUUUUUGGAAUGGACUACAGACCUACGUUCAUACCACUUCUGCCAUCACAACAAGAAUCAUGGAGCACAACAACUUUCCAGAAUUGCUGAAGUCCUUUGAAAAACUUGGCAUAUACAAGUAUGGUGUUUUCAGCAAUGCUUACACCGGCUCAUCCCGUGACAUCCUACAGUACACAUAUCAUCUAUGAAAAUGGCUAUACAAACAUAACGACACCUCAGUCUACAUUUCGUGGCAGCCUAGAUCUACCACCAAAAUACGUACCAGUUGCCAUGACCACAGCUGGUACUUUACCAUUGAACACUACAGCUUCUACUGCUACCCAGUCUACAAAAGAUAAUUUGGAGACCUUAAAUUUGCCCCUUCAAAUAAUCCUUUCUUCGGUAAUGGUUAUUAUUCUUUUGCUGUCAUUCCUAGGAAAUUUUGUGGUCUGUCUUAUGGUCUACCAAAAAGCUGCCAUGCGAUCUGCAAUUAAUAUUCUACUUGCAAGCCUGGCAUUUGCUGACUUGCUGCUUUCUAUUCUGAACAUGCCCUUUGCAUUGAUAACUAUCAUUGUUACCGAGUGGAUCUUUGGAGAAGUAUUCUGCAGAGUAUCAGCCAUGUUCUUUUGGUUGUUUGUAAUAGAGGGCGUUGCUAUCCUGCUUAUAAUAAGCAUUGACAGGUUUCUAAUCAUUGUUCAGAAACAGGACAAGCUGAACCCAUAUCGGGCAAAGAUUCUCAUAGUUAUUUCAUGGGCAACUUCGUUUUGUGUGGCUUUUCCUCUCGCUGUUGGCAACCCACAAUUACAGGUACCCUCUAGAGCUCCACAGUGUGUUUUUGGCUACACCACCAAUGCUGGUUAUAAAGCUUAUGUAAUACUGAUAGUCCUAAUUUUCUUUUUUAUUCCUUUUAUGGUGAUGAUUUAUGCUUUUAUGGGCAUACUGAACACUGUGCGCCACAAUGCAGUCCGUAUACAUAGCCAUCCGGAUAGCAUAUGCCUCAGCCAGGCAAGCAAGCUAGGCCUAAUGAGCCUUCAAAGGCCUUUUCAAAUGAAUAUAGACAUCAGCUUUAAAACUCGUGCCUUCACCACCAUUUUAAUUUUAUUCAUUGUCUUUAUAGUCUGCUGGGCACCAUUCACUACUUACAGCCUAGUUGCUACAUUCAACAGUGACUUCUACAGCCAGAACAAUUUUUUUGAGAUAAGCACUUGGCUCCUUUGGCUAUGCUACCUCAAGUCUGCACUAAACCCAAUAAUCUACUACUGGAGGAUAAAGAAAUUCCGGGACGCUUGUUUGGAUCUAAUGCCGAAAUACUUCAAAUUUUUACCCCAGUUACCUGGUCACACUAGAAGACGAAUUCGGCCUAGUGCCAUCUAUGUGUGUGGGGAACAUAGAUCAGUUGUGUAAACCCUUAAGAAAUGUAUUUUUAGUAACUGCCAUGACCUAUUUGUUAUGUGUUUUAAAUGAUUUCCCCUGUGCAGAAAGUGAUCUGUUAUUUGCCAGGAAGCAAUGUAAAAGUAAAACAUGUUACCUCUA
Molecule: messenger RNA, 1739 nt
Organism: Rana temporaria (common frog)
Lineage: Eukaryota; Metazoa; Chordata; Amphibia; Anura; Ranidae
Gene: GPR63
Product: G protein-coupled receptor 63
Exons: 2
Coding region: 348-1610 (420 amino acids)
Biological process (GO): G protein-coupled receptor signaling pathway
Cellular component (GO): membrane
Molecular function (GO): G protein-coupled receptor activity
Source: RefSeq, a predicted model, not a curated record